Sitophilus oryzae (rice weevil) is the source of this 1499-nucleotide messenger RNA. Its product is annotated as fork head domain transcription factor slp2-like. The transcript has a single exon. The record is from RefSeq and is a predicted model, not a curated record. The coding region runs from base 74 to 994 and encodes 306 amino acids. Gene Ontology annotation, biological process: regulation of transcription by RNA polymerase II. Gene Ontology annotation, molecular function: DNA-binding transcription factor activity; sequence-specific double-stranded DNA binding. Gene Ontology annotation, cellular component: nucleus. Lineage: Eukaryota; Metazoa; Arthropoda; Insecta; Coleoptera; Curculionidae.
AGCGGUUCACCGUUUUCAGUUCCGUCAACUUUUUUCCUAUCAGCUUUAUUCAACGAGUUUUAGCGUUGUGACAAUGAUCAACUUAGAGCAACAACCGAUGUUAGCCGUGACGCACCGGCCGCUUAUAUCAUCGUUCUCCAUUCGGUCCUUGCUCUAUUCACAAACAGAGUCGGAAGAUCCUGAAUUACUGGUUCCGCCAACUGUUGAACCAAGUGAAACCGAGUCCCCUGAACCCAGUGAAACCGACGGUGAAUUGUUGGACGUUAUCGGAAAUGGAGAGGAGUCUCCUUUAGAUUAUUCAAGGUCUGAUGACGAGCAAACCAGAGAAGCCAAGUCAAAAGAGAAGCCUUCUCUAAGUUACAACGCGUUGAUAAUGAAGGCCAUCGAAGACAGUCCAAAAGGUAUGCUAACUUUGAACGGAAUUUACGAGUACAUCAUGAAGAACUUUCCUUUCUUCCGAAACAAGAAGCAAGGCUGGCAAAAUUCCAUCAGGCACAAUCUCAGCCUAAGUCAAUACUUCAAGAAAGUACCGAGAAGCUUUGAUGACCCGGGUAAGGGCAACUAUUGGACGUUGACUGAAGCAGCUCGUGAAAAUGUUUAUAUUGGAGGCACAACCGGAAAACUGAGAAGGAGAUCGACUGCCGCUUCCAGGACCAGGUUAGCCGCUUUUAGGAGGUCUGUGAACUUGUAUGGUACGUUACCAAACACGUAUUCGCCUUGGUAUCCAGCACCACCAAACCCUUCGCAUUUUUGGCCUUUAAUGCAAACUGCAAAUCCUACGAUUCCAAUUAUCAGACCUUCACCCAUUCAACCUCAGAUGUAUAAUAUGGACAGGCUACUAGUGCCUCUGCCUCAGAGAGUGAGUUUCUUGCAUAGACCUAUGGAGUUUGGUAAUUCGAUGCUUCCAGAGCAUUCGAUGAUGGGGCAUCAUUCAUAUCCAUACCUCGUUCCUGCUGCUUCGCCUUCUGGAAGUUCUUGCGUAUCAGAUCAGUGAACUAAUGAACUAAGUGUUUUUAGCAACGAUCUUUAAAACUAUUGAACGUGCUAUAUUUUAAAAUGGACUAAGAUAAAAAAAACUAUGUGAUAAAUAGAGUUAAUAUUAUUUUAUAUAGUUUUUUUUCGAGAUCGAAAGGCAUAUUAUAUUGAAUUUUAUUGUAGUAUGGUGCUAUGAGCUAUAUUUCUGAAGAAAAUUAUUGUAGCAAAUUACAUGUUACUACAUUACAACAUGUAAGAUUUUUGUUUCUGUACACUUUUGUCACUGUAUUCAUGUUUUAUAAAAUUUAUCCUAAAUUUUUGUUUUGAAAUAGUUUGUUUAUUAAUGGCAGAUGUAACAUCAAAUAUUGAUCUUGAAAAAUGCUAUACCUACCUGAUACCAAAUGUAGGUUGUAAUUAUAGAGUGUAUGUUCCUUAAUGAUAGAGUUGAUGAUACUAAGACUGCAUUGUUGUAUAUUUUAUCAAAAAUAUUUGUAUAAGUUUUUAAGUAUUAGACAUAAUUGUGA